Messenger RNA from Vidua chalybeata, 1326 nucleotides. RefSeq names its product C-C motif chemokine 4 homolog. Gene Ontology annotation, molecular function: chemokine activity; CCR chemokine receptor binding. Lineage: Eukaryota; Metazoa; Chordata; Aves; Passeriformes; Viduidae. The transcript has 3 exons. Gene Ontology annotation, cellular component: extracellular region. Gene Ontology annotation, biological process: lymphocyte chemotaxis; monocyte chemotaxis; chemokine-mediated signaling pathway. The record is from RefSeq and is a predicted model, not a curated record. The coding region runs from base 769 to 1041 and encodes 90 amino acids.
UAAUGUCUCCUUAUAGGACCUGGGGUGCAUCAGGCAGUUCCAGGAGAUAACAAGUAGCCCAUCUCAGCAUUCCUUUCCUUUAAAUUGAGGAGGAUACUUGAGUGUUUCAGCUUCUCAGAUUCCUCUUUCAUGCCCAUUGCUAUCUAUGCCAGUGCCUGCAGUGCUGUCACAGCUGCAGGACCUGCCCUGAGGCACCUCCAACUAUGGGGAACACAUGCAGAACACUGGUGACAGCUCCCACCUCCUGCUCCUGGGGCACCAAGGGCUUUGCAAAUACGGGAGAAGUCCUUGGUAAAGGAGACUUCAGUCUCUUUUUCCCUAACCAGCCUCAUCCCACUGAUGCUUCUGGGCCCUCCAGCACAGCUUUUUCAUGGAUACACUCUCCCUUCCAAGCUGCCGGGAAGGUUGGGUAACAGGGGACUUAACAAAUGCAGGAACCUCCACAGAGGAACUUCUUACUAAGGGACAGGCAUGAGAGAAGCAGAUGACAGAGAGAAGCCACAAUGACAGUUUCAUAUCCUGUAUCACUGGGGAGGCACUAAAUCGAGCAGGGAGCUUCUCUCUUCCGGAGCUGGGGCUGCUCUGUUCCAUCAUGAGACUGCACCACAAGUGGACUCUGGUGGAAAUUCCACCAUGCCUACGCAAGCCUUUGCACAGACCUCUCGCCCCAUAAAUUGAGGGGCUGCUGAUGGUCUCAGCAUCAGACAGCAAAGAGGCUUCCAAGCUACCCUUGCCUGCUCCAGCUCCAGCUACCACUUCUCCAGCAACAUGAAGGUGUUUGUGGUUGCCCUCACCAUCCUCAUUGCUGCCUUCUGCUACCAGACCUCUGCUGCUCCACUUGGCUCCGACCCACCAACCUCCUGCUGCUUCUCCUACAUCUCCCGGCAGCUGCCCCGCAGCUUUGUGAAGGAUUACUACGAAACCAACAGCCAGUGCUCCCAGCCUGCUGUCGUCUUCAUCACCAGGAAGGGCCGGGAAGUCUGUGCCAACCCCAUGGAGGACUGGGUCCAGCAGUACGUGAACGAGCUGGAGCUGGACUGAGGUCCUGUACAGAUCCAGCUACUCCAUGUCCCCAGCUGCCGGGAUGGACGAGCGUGACCAGCUGGGGUCCAUUGGAAGUGUUUCAAUGUCAUUUAGAGCUUGCUGAGAAACUGAAAACAUUCCAAAACCCAACUUAAUGUUGUGCUAUUUAAUUUUUUUACAGGGGAGGGAUCAGGUGCAAUAAUUUUGAGAUAAAAAAUAUUUUUAUUUAAUAUGUAUGUAUAUAUUUUUUUUAAUCUGUAGACUCAGGUUAUAUUUUCUGUAUUUAAGUAAGUAUAUUUUUGA